AUGAUCGUCGAACUCACAGUCCUCCCGCUCGCGUUGAUAUGUAUGGGCCUGCGGUUGUAUGUGAGAAUUUGCAUGCUGAAGAAGAGCUGGUGGGAUGAUUGGUUGAUGGCAGCCGCGACCGUCUUCUGCUGUGGCGUUACUGUCUCGGUGAUCCUUGCGCUGACGUACUCUCGUGUCACAGCAACACAGCUGUACGGCUGGAGUCUACACACUUGGGAUCUGACCUAUACGCAGAUGCUUCAAGGCCGCCAGGUCUCGAUUGCAGGGCAGACCCUAUUCGUAUUCGCUUCCGGUCUUGCUAAACUCUCGAUCUUGGCCAGCUAUCUCCGGGUAGCACUCCCCGGGUCCUGGUUCCGGCGGUUGACCUGGGCUGCCAUUGGCAUUGUUGGGGCUGCGAUCCCGGCAUUUCUCCUCCUGCUGUGGCUACAAUGCAACCCUGCUUCCUCUUAUUGGAACCUCUUUGCCAUGUCCCGGGACUGCAUCCCCGAGGCGCCACCACUGCUAGCGCAGACAACGGUGACAGUAAUUACGGAUUUCAUCGUAUACGUUCUACCUAUGCCGACGUUAUGGGGUCUUAAACUUCCUCUAGGCCAACGUGUCGGUCUUAUGAUGCUUUUUGGACUCGGUAGUGUUGUGGUUAUAGCUGGAUGCAUGCGGACGUAUUGGAUAUACCACGUCGAGCUGGAGACCUACGACGUUACGUGGGAAGGGUUUUACCUCUGGAUAUGGGCGGCUGUCGAGGUAAACCUUGGUGUCAUUUGUGGAUGCGCGCCGGUACUGAAACCUCUCCUCUUCGCUCCGGCAUCGAGAAGAGGCACCCAAUAUAACGCAAAGCCCGGUGCCCUGAAUACCAUUGGAUCAUCAACGAACCAUUGGACCUCCAAGAAGAGAGGGCUUGGCUCCACCAAACCGGGGGAAGGUGCGAUUGGCUAUAUCAACCUCGACAGUCUCGAAAAGGGGCGGGUCGCUUCCAAGACCGUUUCGAGCGCUUUCUCGUCAAUGGUAGAAGGAGACUCCCUGAAUGGAAAGAAUACCAGUGAAGAGUCGCUUGGUCUUCCCCAUCAACCGCGAGAGGCCACGUUCACGGGACACAACUCAGGGAAGCCUGACCUUAACGCUGAUGAUCCAGUUCUCUGGAAGCAGGAGGAGCAAGAGAUAGGCACCCGGACUCAUGACAAAUCUGAAUAG
Messenger RNA from Neoarthrinium moseri, 1188 nucleotides. RefSeq lists its product as uncharacterized. NCBI's taxonomy places the organism in Eukaryota, Fungi, Ascomycota, Sordariomycetes, Amphisphaeriales, Apiosporaceae. The coding region runs from base 1 to 1188 and encodes 395 amino acids. The transcript has 3 exons. The record is from RefSeq and is a predicted model, not a curated record.